Lineus longissimus is the source of this 1560-nucleotide messenger RNA. RefSeq lists its product as uncharacterized. Gene Ontology annotation, molecular function: nucleic acid binding. The coding region runs from base 1 to 1560 and encodes 519 amino acids. Lineage: Eukaryota; Metazoa; Nemertea; Pilidiophora; Heteronemertea; Lineidae. The record is from RefSeq and is a predicted model, not a curated record. The transcript has a single exon.
AUGGAGAGCCACGUCUGCAUGGAGAGCCAUGUCAUCCCUUGUGACAUGAUGGAGAGAUUCCAAAAAUUCUCAAGUUGGUUUCGACUGCAAAGAGCCAUAGCAAUCUGUCAGAAGUAUGUGGAGAAGCUCAAAACCUGUGAUGCAGCCCACUACUCUCCAGUGUAUGUAACAGACAUGGAUAGAGCCAAGCUACUCAUUAUCAGGACUGCUCAGGGUGUAACAUUCCCCAAUGAGAUUCGGGUCUUACGAGUGGCGCACACCACACAAGUCAUCAGCAGCAAAAGUCCCAUUUUCCAGUUGGAUCCAUUCCUUGACGACAAGUGUUUGCUUCGAGUGGGUGGCCGGGCCAAAAGGUGCACCCUGUCGAUGGAACUGAAAUUCCCAAUUCUCUUACCUCAGAGAUGUCACGUCAGCAUAUUAAUCAUCGAACACUACCACAGAGAUACUGGUCACGCAGGAAGAGGAAUAACAUUGAAUCGAAUACAACAAGCAGGGUUUUGGAUCCUCAAAGCUCGGACUGCAGUAACGCUGCUGAUCAAAGAUUGCAUCUUAUGCCGCAAGUUGAGGGGCAAUAGCUGUGGACAGAAAAUGGCAGAUCUUCCUACUGAUCGCUUGGAUUCUAUUGCACCAUUUACCUACAGUGGGGUCGAUUACUUCGGACCGUUCCUUAUCAAAGAGGGUCGCUGUGAGAUCAAGAGAUGGGGCGUGUUGUUCACGUGUUUAGCCAGCCGCAGUAUUCACAUUGAAACUGCCAUCAGUAUGGACACAGACUCUUUCCUUAACGCUUAUAGACGUUUUGUGUGUCGACGAGGACCAAUAAGAUUGCUGAGAUGCGACCGUGGAAGCAACUUCAUAGGAGGACGGAAUGACCUGGAUGCAGCCCUGGCUGAAAUGGAUAAAGACAAGCUGAAGCAGGAGCUGCUUAAAGAUGGCCGUGAUUUUGUCACCUUCGAAAUGAAUUUCCCACACUCAAGCCACAUGGGAGGUGUGUGGGAGAGGAUGAUUGGAGCUGCCAGAAAUGCUUUGUCUGGCCUACUCCUGAGUCAUGGCACCAAGCUGAAUGAUGAACUACUGAGGACGCUGUUAGUCGAAGCUGAGGCGAUAGUCAAUAGUCGCCCUUUAACCUACGUAGAAGCUGAGUCUCCAGAUUCACCAGAGCCUUUAAGUCCAAGCCAGUUAUUGACGUUGAAAGCAAAGGUGGUUUUGCCACCACCCGGUGUGUUUGAAAAAACAGACCUGUAUUGCCGACGCCGCUGGAGACGGGUACAAGCAUUGGCAAACGAGUUUUGGGUCCGUUGGAGGCGAGAGUUUUUGCCAACCUUGCAGGAGCGUAAGAAGUGGAAUCGACAACAAGUGAAUGUGACCAAGGGCGACGUGGUCAUGAUGAUCGACGAGACGGCCCCUAGAUGUGACUGGCCUCUAGCGAGGAUUGUCGAGAUGUUUCCUGGAGAAGAUGGACUAGUCCGGAAGGUGAAGAUCCGCACAGGCCAAGGCACAGUCUACGAGAGACCGAUUCAAAAGCUGGUACUACUUUUCAAGCCAGAUGAACCAGAGAACUAG